GGAACAUGUCGCUCUAUCAUGAAGCGGCAGAGAUAUUGACGUCAUCAUCAGAUACCGGUGGAAGCUUGAAAUCGCGAGUGUUUGGCAAGAAAAAGGGCAAGGCGCCGCCGGGACAGCUGUAUGCCCUGGUGCUGGAGACUGCGAAAUGGAGUCCUGUGUUGAAGGAGGUGAUUGAGAAGGCGGAUAUACUAAGAUUGGAACGAAAGCUCACUCCUACGCUAGCUUUGCUACUGGUCCAUGAUCUAUUACUCGCCAAGGGAGGAAUCGCACUGCCCCAGAGCCAUGGACUGAGAGCAUCAGUUGAACGCCACAAAGGCCGUCUCAGCUCAGAAUUCACCCUGGCGAGGCUACGCAGAAAGGCCCCGACAAUAGAGGCCCUCCGAGAACAAGUCGAAAGGGCCUCUGCGGGCGAAGAGGCCAACUACCCGCGAUGGGUGCGCGUCAACGCCCUGAAGAGCAGCGUCGAAGAACAGCUAGAGACGACCUUUGCAAAACACACCCGCGCCGAUAGCAUCCAGGACAUUGUCACCAAGGGCGGAAGGCACAUCUACAUUGACCCCCAUGUGCCGAACCUGCUGGCCGUCUCUCCCGGCAUGGACUUUGCAAAAGUGGAGGCUUACACGUCUGGAAAGAUCAUCCUGCAGGACAAGGCGUCGUGUUUCCCGGCGUACUUGCUGGAUCCGCGGUCAGAGGAUGGAGAUGUCAUUGAUGCCUGUUCUGCGCCGGGAAACAAGACUACGCAUCUUGCGGCUAUACUCUACCAGCAUCGACCGGAAUUCGAAGAUGCGCCUCAGACUAUUUUCGCUUUCGAGAAGGAUUCGAGAAGGGCGAAGACGCUGGAGAAGAUGGUCAACAUUGCUGGCUCGAAACCCAUUACGCGCAUUGGGUUUGGGCAGGAUUUCCUGCAGGUUGAUCCCUUGUCUGAAAAGUACAAGGACGUGGGAGCUCUGCUGCUGGACCCAAGUUGUUCGGGAAGUGGCAUCGUUGGCCGCGAUUCGAUGCCAGAGCUGCACCUCCCGGAUCCGCCGGCGGACAACCGUGGUGGCAAGGCAAAGCCAAACCAAGCCAAUGCAAACAAGAAGAAGAGGCGGCGUGACGAGGCGGAGGAGCAGGCACAAAACGUGUUGGUCGACGAUGACGGAAACGAGACGGUAGUCAAGUCAGAAAAGGACCUAGAAGCGCGGCUAGAGGCUCUCUCGGCAUUUCAGCUGACACUCCUGCUACAUGCGUUCCGGUUCCCGCGAGCAAAGAAGAUUACAUAUUCGACGUGCUCGAUCCACUCGCAAGAGAACGAGCGCGUCGUCAUCCGAGCUCUAGCGUCAGACAUUGCCAAAGCCAAGGGGUGGCGCAUCCUGCGACGGGAGGACCAGGUGAGCGGCCUCAGGGACUGGCCCGUCCGGGGGCUGGUGGAAGCCGCAGAGGGCGACGAGACGGUUGCGGAGGGCUGCAUACGAUCGUACAAGGGGGACGGCAGAGGCGUAAUGGGCUUCUUCGUCGCUGGGUUUGUGCGGGAUUCAGUCGACGCAGGGGCUCAUGAUGAGUCUGGACCGUAUCUCCGUGACGACGAUGGGCGGAUCGUGCGGGAUGUUGUUGGGAUGCCGGUGCUCAAGUCCACGGGGAAAGCUGUUGCGCUCCGGGAUGGGGCAGACGAGGAAGAGAAUGAUGAUGAUGAAGAGGAGGAUGAGGAUGAGGAUGACAUCGAUGACGAGAAUGAUGGUGAUGACGGCGGUGAGGACGAGUGGGAAGGCAUUAGCGAUGCGUAG
Messenger RNA from Trichoderma reesei QM6a, 1763 nucleotides. RefSeq lists its product as uncharacterized. Gene Ontology annotation, cellular component: nucleolus. Gene Ontology annotation, molecular function: methyltransferase activity. Gene Ontology annotation, biological process: rRNA base methylation. The record is from RefSeq and is a predicted model, not a curated record. The transcript has 4 exons. Bases 6 to 1763 code for a protein of 585 amino acids. Lineage: Eukaryota; Fungi; Ascomycota; Sordariomycetes; Hypocreales; Hypocreaceae.